GAGUUUGGGGAGGGCCGAAUAUCACUUGUGUGUUUUUGCGCGUUAUAUUCGGGAUCACCAGACCACGCAUUCAUCAGCAAAAAACACCGGCUUUGCUUGUCCAAGCACCAGCGUUGUCAACGCCGCAGCUUCAUGAGUAAAAUGAGGGAACAAUUGCUGCAGUAAAUCACCCGCUGGAGCAUACGUUGUGGUCUAUCGGGUUCGAUUAGUUACACCCUUCCUACUGUCAAUCACUCCAUUCUUUCCUGCUUUCGCGCACGAUGCUUGCUGCUGCGUAGUCGUGAGUGAGCAUACGCUCAUCCCUCGCCCUGCUUUCCUUCAUAGCGCGAGGUUCUCGAGAUCAGAUUGGUAUGGGGAUGACGACGUUGUCCAUGGUUAUAGAGGCGGUUGGUUUGCUUACAGGUUACGGGCCACAGUGCGCUUGGCGGCGGCAACAAUGUCCUCGGUGUGCGGCAAGCACAACUUCUCCAGGUUCUCGGCGUACGGCAUCGGCACGUCCGUGCCAGUCACGCGCUCCAGGGGAGCAUCCAGGUAGUCAAAGGCCUCCGUCUCCAUGAUGAUGCCGGCGAUCUCAGCACCAAUACCGUGCUGGCCCCAGCCCUCCUCAAUGGACACAAUGCGGUUGGUCUUCUUCACGGAGUCAAUGAUGGCCUGACGGUCGAACGGGCGGAUCGAGCGGAGGUUGAUCACCUCGGCGUCAAUGCCCUCCUUGGCCAGAACAGCGGCAGCCUCAAGAGCCUCUCCAACCAUGCGAGAGAAAGCCACGAGGGUGACGUCCUUGCCCGGCUUCAUGAUCUUGGCCUUACCGAUCUCAAUCAGGAAGUCCUUGUCCUGGGCCUCCUUGGACACAGGGAACGAGACACCGUACAGGAGCUCGUUCUCCAGCACCACAACCGGGUUGGGGUCGCGAAUAGCAGCCUUCAGCAGACCACGAGCGUCCUCCGAGUCGUAGGGGGACACCACCUUGAGUCCGGGCACGCUGCCGUACCAGGCGGCAUAGCACUGCGAGUGCUGAGCGGCUGAAAAGAUCAAACGAAUCAAAGUUACGUUACAAAUUAUCCACAGGAUUCUCAACGUAGAAGUUGACAAAUUCAAGAGGCUAAAGAUACGUACCAACACCGGCAGCGGGACCGUUGGAGCCACGGAAGACAAUGGGCACGUGGAUGUCGCCGUUCGACAUGUAGUAUUGCUUAGCAGCCGAGUUAAUGAUCUGGUCAAUGGCCUGCAUGGCGAAGUUGAACGUCAUGAACUCGACGAUGGGCUUGGUGUCGUGGUAGGCAGCGCCGACGGCGAGACCGGUGAAGCCCUGCUCCGUGAUAGGCGUGUCGAUAAUGCGCUUGUCACCGUACUUCUCCCACAGUCCCUUGGAGACCUUGUAAGCGCCGUUGUACUGAGCGACCUCCUCGCCCAUGAGGAAGACCUCGUCGUCACGGGCGAGCUCCUCGUCCAUGGCCGUGUUGAGCGCAUCACGCACCGUCAUCUCGUCGGCCACAGUGGCCAUGGAGCGGCGCAGGAGGCUCGGAGCCGCCUUGAAGGCCUUGCUGGUGGUCAGGACGCGACGGAGAGCCAUUUCAAAUCGUCUCGAGGAGAAGGGGGAGUGGUCUGCUUCUUGCGCCGCAAACUAGGAAAUCAAUGUCUGGGGCUCUGGCGGCCCACGCAGCUCCAAGCAGACCAUUGGCCCAAAGUGCCCAUCUUUCACGGAUAAUUCGAUUAAGUACGGUAAAAGCUGCUUGGUGAAGCGGUGUGUGGGAGCUGUGUCCGAAGAAUCGUCCUACUUUGAGCAGCACAUCGUCCAUUUUUGGUAAAUAGGCGCGAUGGGCAGCACAAUAAUGGACUCAUGACGUCGGACACAGUUUCCUGGUGGGUGUAGAGAUUCGCGUGACGUCAGAUCAUCGGAGCGCUCCACCCAUUACCAGAGACUUUCGGAUCGCAUAGACAAGGGAGACCAGCACGAAGCAGCGUUGAUGGAUAAGCAUCUGGCCGUGGCUAGCAACAGCUCGUCGAGAAUGGAAGUGGAGUAUUUUAGGGCUUGAACUACAUUGUACCUAUGCAAGUGUUACGACAAACUCUUCUUGUUCCUCCUCUUUCUCUUCCUCCUGUUCUUCCUCAGCAAGGAUUGUUGCGCCCGUGUCCGCUUCAUCGCCAUGAUUUGAUGAACACUUGUCCGAGUCGUCGCCUUCCGCUUCACUGGCAGCGGAUGUGGUCAUGGGGUCCGGUAGAUCGGAAACUAAUUCGACUGGGCCGAACACAGGCUCGCUGAGCUGCUGUCGUCGCACACCGAUGAGCACAGCAGCUACUGCAAUCAUGAGCAUGGCUGCGGCGACGAGACCGAGGGGGAGCACCAAGGACGUAGCGUGCUUGAUGCUGAACGGCAGUGCCGCUGUUACCACAGACUCGGCCUUCUGGAAGACCUCCUUCGCCGCAGCAGGCAGGUCUCCAACAGUAAAGUCAAGUUCACUGGUGCCGCUUGCAGACUCGGUAUCAUCACUGCUUGGUUCGAUGUCUUCUUGUGCACCCAAGUAUCCCGCGUAUUGAUUCUCCCAGGAUCCCCAAAAAUCCUCGUUUGCACCGAGUUCGUCGUCGCGCAGGCCCGCUACUAUUGUGUUGGCUCCCGAUGUCUCAACACGAAGGUCACGACGCAUCAGGUUUGCUGCAGCCAUGGUUUUUGUUGUGGCAAUGCUAGCCAAUAGGGCGAUAGAGGUAAGCUUCAUCAUUGGCUGAUGCUACAGUUGGGGUAGACGAGCAGUAGUGGAAUGUGGAAUGGGAGGAGGCGACAGCGAGAGGGAUCAAGCGUCGUUUUCUUUGCAUCCUCGCAUGUGGCAAAUUGCCAUUGACAUUCUGAUGCCUCAAGUUGAAGCCGUUAGAAAACCAACCUCUGAAAGUGCAUAAAACCUCUUUCAUCUUAUUGCGAAACGACGCCAGUAUUUUUCGCAGUUCAACGAGACCUUGCAAUGGAAUAUCUUAGUCUAUCGCCAUUGAAGACUUGAUCCGAGUAUGCAUCGUGUCUUCAACUCGGCUGCUCUGGGACGAGAGCCGGCAUGUCACUUUGGCUUGAGGGCCGAGCACGAUCCUGCUCGGGUGUCAUAUCUGCAUUUGCAUCGUCGAAAACAAGAGCAUCGAUACCUGAGCAACUAAAACUCUAGUAACAUGGAAACUGCCAGCAAGAUGACGCCCAGUGCGCAUGCGCAUGGGCGAGAUACGUGCUCCAAGGACCCUGCCGGCUGCAUGCGUGCUGUCGUGUGGACGGGCAAGUCCGUUAAGCUGGAGCACAUUCCAAAGCCGAAGAUCGUGGAAGCGUCGGACGUGGUAGUGAAGGUCACCGCAUGCUCCGUGAGCCCAGACUUCGCUACUGAUGUUUGCGGCGGGGAGGCCCAGGGAUUGGAAAAGAACCAGGUGCUUGGUAGUGAGGCCGUAGGCAUCGUGGAGAGCGUAGGUGCAGAAGUGAGCAAGGUUAAUGUUGGUGACCGCGUCGCUGUUAGCUUUGUACUAGCUUGUGGUGAUUGCAAGCACUGUCGUCGUCACGAGUACGCGUCUUGCAACUGCACCAAUGCGUCCCAAGAGUUCAAGCAGACCUACGGUGGAUGGGCUCCUGCCGCUGUGCUUGGCAGCACCCGAAUGUUGGGAAAUGUCCCCGGUGUGCAGGCCGAAUACGUCCGUGUACCGUUCGGUGACAUGAACUGCUUCAAGCUGCCGUCUGGUGUGAGUGACGACAAGGCACUGCUGGGAGUGGAGACGACGGUCACUGCGCUGCAUGCUGUGGAUACUGCCAAGGUCCAGGAAGGGGACAAUGUGGUGAUUUGGGGUUUGGGCCCUAUCGGACUGCAGGCUGCUCACUGGUGCAAGCUCCGUGGCGCCAAGACUGUACUGGGAGUCGAGCACUCCGUCGACCGGCUCAAGUUUGCACAUGACCACAUGAAUCUCGAGGUGGUCGACCGUCGCGAGCUGUCCAGUGCUCAAGUGGUGUCCAAGUUGCAACACAUGCUACCGCCGGCCGGUGCUGACGCUGUAAUUGAUGCAAGUGGCAGCUCUACUUCGAUUGGUUGGAUGGCCAAACUGGAGAAGAGCAUGGGCAUGGAGAGUCAUCCCGAGCCUACGGACACAUUCAAAGAGAUGUUGAUGAUCGUUCGCAAGUGCGGUCACAUUUCAAUUGUGUCGGACUAUAUGUGCUCGGUGCAAGCUUUCCCGAUCGGCCACGUCGCGAUGAAGAGUGUCACCGUGAAUGCUGGUCGUACGCCUGCCCAGAAGUACUAUCCCCAGGUAUUUGAUGCAAUCGAAAGUGGCGAGCUUGAUCCAUCGGUGCUUAUUUCGCACCGCCUUGCUCUGGAGGAGGUGCCUCAGGCAUACUCCAAUAUCGCCAAGAAGGAGAGCGGUUAUUUGAAGGUUUUUGUCGCGCCGCACGAUAUGCGUUCGAAGGCGUAAGCAGUGGGAACGAGACCAGAACCGCUCACAUCCGAGAUACCCCAAAAAAAAAAACAAGGAACCCAAACCCCGGCAAAAAAACGGGAAAAAAAAAACCUAAGGGGGAACCCCUUUGCCUAAGUUUUUUUCAUGAGUGCUUAGCUAAUGUGGUAACGAGAUACCGCCUAAUUAAUUUUGUUCGUUCAGG
Phytophthora nicotianae INRA-310 is the source of this 4606-nucleotide messenger RNA. RefSeq lists its product as hypothetical. The record is from RefSeq and is a predicted model, not a curated record. Lineage: Eukaryota; Oomycota; Peronosporomycetes; Peronosporales; Peronosporaceae. The coding region runs from base 3148 to 4419 and encodes 423 amino acids. The transcript has a single exon.